CCCAAAGAUAGUUUCAACUCCAAAUAAAUAUGGCUUCUGAAAUCUCCCAACAGCAUCAACUUCAUGUCUUCAUUUUUCCUGUUACAGCUCAAGGUCAUAUAAUUCCGAUGAUCAAUAUUGCAAGAUUAUUUGCUGCUCGUGGUGUUAAAACUACAAUUAUUAGUACACCUAUUAACGCAAUAACCCUCUCGAAAACUAUCGAUCAAGAUAAAUUAUCUGGUCUAGAUAUCAAUAUUCAGACAAUUCCAUUCCCUGCAGUUGAGGUCGGGUUGCCGGAAGGAACAGAAAGUGUUACCCAACUCGCUUCACCUGACAUGAUGCCUAAAUUCUUUUUGGCUGUCGGCAUGCUCCAACAGCCAUUCGAGAAACUCUUAGAAGAAUAUCGCCCAGAUUUUGUUGUUGCUGAUAUGUUCUUAGCUUGGACAACUGAGGCAGCGGCAAAAUUUGGCAUUCCUCGGUUGAUCUUUCAUGGAACAAACAUAUUUUCUCAGUGUGUAGCAGAGAGUUUAAGAAUUAACAAACCAUUUGAGAGCAUUAUAAAUGAUGAAGAAUCUUUUUUGGUCCCCGGUCUGCCAGACAACAUAGAGAUGACCCUGUCUCAAGUGCCUGAACAUAUUAAAAAAGAAACUGAUUCCUUGUUUUGUGUAGUAGCGGAGAAAAUCAGAAUAUCGGAGCAGAAAAGCUACGGAGUUCUGGUGAACAGCUUCUACGAGCUGGAGUCAGCAUAUGCUGACCAUUACAAGAAUUCUGUGGGAAUAAGAGCAUGGCAAAUUGGUCCUGUUUCGCUUCGCAACAAUGAUACAUUAGAUAAGGCUGAAAGGGGAAAGGAAUCAUCUAUUGAAGAACAUAGUGUUUUGAAAUGGCUCGACUCCAAGAAACCGAACUCAGUUAUUUAUGUGUCCUUCGGAAGUAUGUCUAAAAUCCCUAAUGAUCAAUUGACUGAAAUAGCUACCGGUCUUGAAGAAUCAGGAUGCUCAUUUAUCUGGGUUGUGAGGAAAAUGAUGACCGACAAGGAAGAAAAAUUCCUACCCGAAGGCUUUGAAGAGCGAAUGGAAGGGAAUGGUUUGAUAAUUAGAGAAUGGGCACCGCAGGUGCUCAUCCUCGACCAUCCUGCGGUUGGCGGAUUUAUGACUCAUUGUGGGUGGAAUUCUAUUUUGGAAAGCAUAACUGCAGGUGUUCCUAUGAUUACCUGGCCUAUGUUUGCAGAACAAUUCUAUAAUGAGAAGUUUGUUACUCAAGUGUUGAAAAUUGGAAACACAGUAGGAGCUGAGGAAUGGAAAGAAUGGGUUGAAACAACAAAUGUCUCCGUGAUUAAGGAGGAGAAAAUAUCUAAAGCAGUCACUCAGCUAAUGAAUGAUGAUGGAGAAGAAAACAAGGAGAUGCGAAAACGAGUGAUUGAACUUAGUGAAAAGGCGAAAAGAGCUGUAAAAGAAGAUGGGUCAUCUAAUGUCCAAUUAACUGCUUUGAUUGAGGAAUUGAAAAUGUCUAAGAAGCAAAACAUCAACAUUGACAAGGAAUUAGAUUUCAUUGGAUAUUGAUGUGAUGAAUGAAUUUCUGUAAAUCGAUUUGGUCAGCCUGGCUCAGUUGUUCUAUGGUCCUUUUUAUUUAAGCAAAACUAUCUAUUUGGUCUAAAAAUUGCAUCUUGCAGUAAGAAUCAAUACCUGAAAAGGUGCACUUCCCCUUUGUAGUCAGCUACAGCUUUUUCUCUCACUCCAUCCUUGUCAAUAUCAAAUAAGAGAUGCAGAUUUGAUUGAUGAAA
Papaver somniferum (opium poppy) is the source of this 1759-nucleotide messenger RNA. Its product is annotated as scopoletin glucosyltransferase-like. Gene Ontology annotation, molecular function: UDP-glycosyltransferase activity. NCBI's taxonomy places the organism in Eukaryota, Viridiplantae, Streptophyta, Magnoliopsida, Ranunculales, Papaveraceae. The record is from RefSeq and is a predicted model, not a curated record. Bases 30 to 1538 code for a protein of 502 amino acids. The transcript has a single exon.